AUGGCUCCCAAUUUUGACGCAAUGACCCUUGUCCAGAUCCGUCAGUUCUUGCGAGAUUUCUCCAUUCGCAUGCCAGCCCGCGCACGCAGGGCAGAGCUCCUGCAGAUAGCGGAAUGUCAUGGCUUCAUAAGCACGCCCAAAGACGAAGGCGUUCGACUGGCCGCGACCGCUUCAGAACAGCCAAGAACAUCGACUGAAAAAGGCGACACGAAGCCGGCAAGCAGCUCGGCCAUGAUGACAGUCCAUGACCCGCUCCGAAACAUUCCCACCAAGAGCGACGACGUCUCGUACCUGCAAGCAAACUUCAAUCCGGCCUCCCUCACCAUCGCCAGGCUGCGUAACAUCUUGGCAGCUCACGAGGUGUCAUACGCCACGGCGAAGACAAAGAACGAUUUUAUCCAGCUCUUCCUUUCCAACAUCAAGCCGCGGGCUGAGGCCACCAUCAAGGCCAUGGCCGCAGUCAAGAGAACAGAUGCAGGAAUCAUUGACAUGAGAUCGUGA
Colletotrichum gloeosporioides is the source of this 501-nucleotide messenger RNA. RefSeq lists its product as uncharacterized. The transcript has a single exon. Gene Ontology annotation, cellular component: nuclear inner membrane. Lineage: Eukaryota; Fungi; Ascomycota; Sordariomycetes; Glomerellales; Glomerellaceae. Gene Ontology annotation, molecular function: chromatin binding. The record is from RefSeq and is a predicted model, not a curated record. Bases 1 to 501 code for a protein of 166 amino acids.